CUUAACUCGUAUGAGCAGUUGUUGUUAUUCACAACACUAAAGUUCACACACAGCAGGUGGAGUGUGUGUUAAAGAGGAAGACGUCUAUUUGCUGGUUGAACACGUUUUCUGUUUAGAUCUACGCCAACAGCAGGAAGGGACGAUAGCCUGCAGAUCAGAUUCUUCUAGGAUGAGGCCCACUGUGAGCUUCUACACAUGCUUCGUCCUCAGCCUGUGCCUGGGCCUGGCGUGUGUGGUGUGUGUGAGUGUAUGGAACAGUCACUGGCGUGGAGGAUUUGCCUGGGACAGCUCCAGCCUGCAGUUCAACUGGCAUCCAGUCCUGAUGGUGACAGGUCUGGUUGUGCUGUAUGGUAUCGGAGCUGUGUUGUACCGUGUCCCGCUGACCUGGGGUCAGAAUAAACUCCCUUGGAAAAUCCUGCACGCUGCACUGAUGCUCAUUUCUCUGGUGCUUUCAAUCAUCGGGCUCUGCGCUGUAUUCGACUUCCACAAUGCUAAAAACAUUCCCAACCUCUACUCCUUACACAGCUGGAUUGGAAUCGCUGUUACCGCUCUUUUCGCCAUACAGUGGGUGGUUGGUAUGGCGGGCUUCCUCCUGCCCUGGUCCCCCACAUCACUUCGUGUACUUUUGAAGCCCAUACAUGUGUGGAUGGGAGGAAGCAUACUGACCCUCAGCAUCGCAGCCUGCAUCUCAGGAAUCAACGAAAAGCUCUUCUUUGUCUUCUCUAAGAAUCCGCCGUAUUCCAAGCUUCCACCUGAGGCUGUUUUAGCAAACAUGUUAGGAGUUUUGAUUGUGGCCUUCGGCAUGGUUGUGCUGAAGAUUUUGUCCACUCAUGAAUGGCAGCGACCAGACUCCAGGCCAGAGGACAUCAAUUACACGCCAAUCCUUCAAGAAGAAAAUGAAUGAAUCCAGUCUCAAAGCUGCUUGAAUCAAACAUGCACUAUGACAAUUUGCUUGAAAAACAGGGUGUGGCUUUGCAGUGUGAGGGUUACGGGUUAUCUAUUUGAAUGUAAACUGAGCUGGUCAUAAAACAAUUGUUUAUACCAACAAGAAACACAACAAAUCUUUUCCAUCAUUGUCAUUCCACAUAUUUUAUCAUUUAAUAUAUUCUAAUGCAGCAAUGUGUCAAAGUCAAUCAUUUCUUAUUUCAUUCUAAUUUAAAGACUAAAAAGGCCAUCACGGGUCUCCAUAUAGCCUAGUGGUUACGUCAUGCGCCCCAUGUACAGAGGCUAUAGUCUUCAUCGCAGCGGCUGUGGGUUUGAAUCCGACCUCGGCCCUUUGCUCCUGGCAGCUUGACCUUUGGAAACCCCUGUUCAUUAUCAAAUCAUAUUUUGUGAUUAAUGUUGAUGAAUAUGAAUCCAUUCAUGUCAGACUCAUCAUGAUGAAGCUGUUUGUCGUGCCCUAUAUGUAAAUAUGUAUUUGAUGUAUUAAAGCUUAAAAUCUAUUUAUGAUUUUUCUGCUCAACAAUAAAAGGUUUUGUCAAAACUG
Messenger RNA from Labrus bergylta (ballan wrasse), 1486 nucleotides. It is a transcript of the gene cyb561a3a, whose product is annotated as cytochrome b561 family, member A3a. The record is from RefSeq and is a predicted model, not a curated record. Gene Ontology annotation, molecular function: oxidoreductase activity. Lineage: Eukaryota; Metazoa; Chordata; Actinopteri; Labriformes; Labridae.